AUGAGUUAUACAGAACAUUACAUGGAGUACGACCCUUUCGUGACGGCUCCAGAACCUUCCAACCCGUGGACCAGUGACGACUGCGCCUUCUGGGAUCUGGAGGCCAGUAAGGAGCCCAGUCAACAGCGAGUGAAGAAGUGGGGUUUCUCUCUGGAGGAGGCCCUGAAGGACCCAGCAGGACAGGAGCUGUUCCUAAAGUUCCUGGAGUCAGAGUUCAGCUCAGAGAACCUGCGGUUUUGGUUGGCGGUGCAGGACUUUAAGCGGCGCCCUCUGCAGGAGGUGGCGGUGCGGGCGCAGGAGAUCUGGGCCGAGUUCCUGGCGGAGGGAGCACCCAGCUCCAUUAACCUGGACUCCUGCAGCUACGAACGCACAAGCCAAAACCUGAAAGACCCCGGACGCUACAGCUACGAAGACGCACAGGACCACAUCUACAAGUUGAUGAAAAGUGACAGCUACACACGCUUCCUACGCUCCAAUGCAUACCAGGACCUCCUGACGGCAAGGAAGAAGCCUGAGGCAGAGCAGGGGCGGCGUACCUCUCUGGAGAAGUUCACACGCAGCGUGGGCAAGUCACUGACUGGCAAGCGGCUGACGGGCCUCAUGCAGUCUUCCUGACCAGGCCUGCACGUAGAGGAGGACCAUCCAUGCCUAGGAGAGCUGCUUGCUUGGCUUCGGUGGCAAAACGGCCCCAGGACGGU
This is a messenger RNA of Lampris incognitus (smalleye Pacific opah), 698 nucleotides long. Its product is annotated as regulator of G-protein signaling 7-like. Lineage: Eukaryota; Metazoa; Chordata; Actinopteri; Lampriformes; Lampridae. The record is from RefSeq and is a predicted model, not a curated record. The transcript has 6 exons. Gene Ontology annotation, biological process: regulation of G protein-coupled receptor signaling pathway; G protein-coupled receptor signaling pathway. The coding region runs from base 1 to 615 and encodes 204 amino acids.